GCUGGACCUUGGGUGGGGGGCGGGAGUGGGAGGAAAGCGUUGGCAUGGCGGAGGCGCGGCCCAAUACAGGUGCGUUGAAUCUGAAUCCUGAUGCUGAUGAUUCCAUUUCAGGAGAAAGACUAUCUACAGAUAUAAAUUGGAUGAAGAAAGAUAGGAAAGAAUGUAGUAGGAAUCAAAAUAGAAGAAGUUUAUUAUGUCCUACUCUAUCUGAAAAAGUUACAGAUUAUGGAAGCUCUUCCACAAAGCAUUAUGACGUUUAUAAUCCAGAAAGUCGGUAUGGGAAUUCUGAAGAUUUUCACCAAUAUUUUGGUACCAGAAGUUCAAAGAAUCGUAGUUUUCAAAAUCAGAGGUGGCACAGAUCAAGGAACGAUACCACAUGUACUAAAAGUAAGGUAAGACAAAGUACUGCAGAGGCUGCUGCUUGUCCUGGAAUUUCAGAUGCUGCAAAGCUACCUGGAAGAAGAGCGCCUAUUAAAGGAUACAAUGAAUUUAUCUCCUCAGAGAGUGACAGGGAAGUAGCUAAUGCAGAUAGCCGAGGAGCAAAGCCAAAGAAGUCACACCUGGUACAUGCACCUGGAAGAGGUUUCAGGGAGAAGGGAAAGCAAGUGCAUGAGCGAGAGAAGAGAAUGAGCUCUAAACAGAAAGUAGAGCUUUUUGAAAAUACUCCAUCUUUGGAUUUGACUCAGUCGGACUCUUCAGAAUCUUCUGCUGGGAAGGCAUUCAGUGAGGCACCAAUUGGUAGUGGGGAUGAGCAGAAAGGCUACAAUUACGUAAACAAAAGAUAUCCCCGGAAGCCUAUGUGGAAUAAACCCCCGAUGGAGAAAGAGUAUCAGAAGAGACAUGAUUCUCACCAUAGCAAAAAUACAAAAGCGAGUAAGAAGUCUUCUCUUGCAUGUACUGCAAAAGAUAAAAAUGAGAGGAAGAAAGAAUUCUCUGACCACAAAAAUGAUGAAAACGUGACCAGUGAGAUCAGAAAUGAAUUGCUUGAGUCUGCCAGAUGUAAUGGAAGAAAGUUCUUGCUGAAGGGGGAUCAAGCGCCUUCCCUUAAUUUCAGCUGGACCCAGUACUGGAAAAAACAAAGUGAUAUACCAAAAAACAAAGAAACUCAUACAGGGUCUUUGAUUGAGCAGCUGACAACAGAGAAGUAUGAAUGUAUGGUAUGUUGUGAGGUCGUCCGAAUAGUAGCACCUGUGUGGAGCUGCCAGAAUUGCUACCAUGUAUUUCACCUGAAUUGUAUUAAGAAGUGGGCAAGAUCACCAGCUUCUCAAGCUGAAGAUAGUAACAGCGGUUGGAGAUGUCCAGCUUGUCAGAAUGCUUCUACACAAGUUCCUAAAACUUACACUUGUUUCUGUGGUAAGGUACACAAUCCAGAAUGGAAUAGAAAUGAAAUUCCACAUAGCUGUGGGGAACUCUGUGGAAAGAAGAGGCAGUGUUUGGAUUGUCCACAUCUAUGUAAUAUCCUGUGUCAUCCAGGACCUUGUCCUUCAUGCCCAGCCUUUGUGACAAAAACAUGUGAAUGUGGACAAACAAGUCAUUCAGUUCGCUGUGGCCAGUCAACAAAAAUUCAUUGUUCUAAUGUAUGUGGAAGUACUUUAAACUGUGGCAAGCACAGAUGUACUCAGGUGUGCCAUGCAGGAGAAUGUUUACCUUGCCAGCUAAAAGUACAGCAAGUGUGUUACUGUGGGAAAAACUUCAAAGAAGUAUUGUGUGGGACAAAGGAAGAAUUUUAUGAUGGAUUUGGGAGUUUCUCGUGUCAGAAUACGUGUGGCAAAACAUUAAACUGUGGGAGGCACAACUGCACACAAGUAUGCCAUCCUCAACCUUGCCAACUCUGUCCGCGACUUCCACAAGUAGUUUAUCGCUGUCCCUGUGGUCAGACUCCUCUUAGCAAGUUACUGGAACUAGGAUGUAUUGAACGUAAAAUAUGCACUGAUCCUAUCCCAUCAUGUGGAAAAACGUGUGGCAAACCUCUUUCUUGUGGUAGCUAUGAGUUGCUUCAUACAUGUGAAAGCCUGUGCCAUGAAGGAGACUGUAAACCAUGUUCUCAAACAUCAAAUAUUUAUUGUAGGUGUGGCUUCAAAAAAAAGGAAGUCCCGUGUGCUCUACUCAGGAAUAAAGCUGCUAUUACCUUUAUGUGCGACAAGCGAUGCAACAAGAAGAGGUCGUGUGGACGACACAAGUGUAAUGAAGUUUGCUGUGUGUUUAAGCGAUUGCUGGAUCAAUGUUUUGAUGAGUUGACUUGUUACUGUGGGGAAUCAGUGAUUUACCCCCCUGUUCCUUGUGGCACUCAGCCACCAGAGUGCAAAAAAACAUGCACCAGGCCACAUGACUGUGAUCAUCCAGUGUACCACUCGUGUCAUAGUGAGGAGAAGUGUCCACCCUGUACCUAUCUCACUCAGAAAUGGUGUAUGGGCAAACAUGAACUGCGAAGCAAUAUUCCCUGUCAUCUCACUGACAUUUCCUGCGGGCUUCGCUGCAAUCAAAUGUUAAAAUGUGGAAUGCACAAAUGUAAAAGAAUCUGUCAUAAAGGGGAAUGUCUUAUAGAUGAAGAGUGUAAACAGCCAUGUAUUAUUCCAAGACUGUAUUGUAAUCAUCCCUGUAUGGCUCCGUGUCAUCCUUCUUCGCCCUGCCCAACAACAUCCUGCUGUGCAAAGGUUGAACUUCAGUGUGAAUGUGGAAGAAGAAAGGAGAGUAUGAUUUGCUCAGAAGCAUCCAAUACAUAUCAGAGAAUAGCUGCUAUAUCUAUAGCCACUAAGUUAACGGAUCUGCAGCUUGGAGAUUCAGUGGAAAUCAGUAGACUUAUUACAAAAAAGGAAAUGAAGCAGGCCAGGUUGCAAUGCGAUGAAGAAUGUUUAGCUCUUCAGAGGAACAGGCGCCUUGCCGAUGCUCUUGAAAUAGAUGAUAAUUCUGACCCUUUUAACACUCGUUCUUCUGGACCAAAGUACAGUGAUCUUUUAAAAGAAGAUGCCAGGAAAGAUUUAAAAUUUGUCAGCGACGUUGAGAAGGAGAUGAGAAUGCUUGUGGAAGCUGUGAAUAAGGGCAAGUACACAAAGAAGAGUCAUUGUUACCCACCAAUGAACAGAGAUCACCGCAGAAUCAUCCACGAAUUAGCUCAGGUUUAUGGCAUUGAAAGUGUGAGCUACGACAACGAGCCAAAGCGUAAUGUUGUUAUCACUGCAGUCAAAGGGAAAUCCAUUUGUCCAAGCAAUACCUUAACUUCUGUGCUGGAUAAAGAAAUGAAGAGCAGGCCUCCACCUCCUAUUCCUCAUUACAAACAAACAGAUAAGAAUAGUGGAAGCAGCGGUUUGUCCAAACCACUAAAAGAAGAGCCAGUAAUUGACUACUUUGAUGUCCAGGACUGAAGUCAUUGAUGUAGAAUUACGGCACAGAAGCUCACAGGUGAAGAUACUAAAUUACUGCAGAAGGUGCUUUUGGUUACUUGUCAAAUGAGUGCUUGUCCAACAUAUCCAUGGUUUAACAUCUGAGGCUGGAUUGCAAUACUUUACCUAAGUGCAUUGUACCUAACAGUUGUACCUUUUUUUUUUUUUUUUGAAAGCUGGGUUGUCUGCACUUUUUUUUAAUCUAAUAUGCUUUCAGAAUGAUGUGAAUUUUCAUCAAUGCCUUGAAAGUGAAAGAAAAUUAUCAAACAGAUUAUUUUGGGUAAUAGGAAUAAUAAUUCUUACAGAUUUAUUUUGAUGUAUCUCAUGCAGUUUAAAAUGAACCAGGAAUAACCUGUUAAAAACAUUAAUGGGAAUAUUCAAAAAGCAUUUUCUGAUGUUAUUAAUUCACUUCCAUGUUACUGUGGUGAAUCUGGGGAUUUGAGUUACUCUUCUGUGUGCAAGGAAAUAUGAAACUUAUUCACUAACUAUGAGUGUACACUCUAGACGUCACAAGAGCACAGACUUCUUUUGGAUCUGAAGAAAAAAGAUUUGAGGAAGGUGGAAAAUUAAGGUUUAUUCUGUUGUAUCUCAAAUUUGACAUUAAAAAAAUAGACAAGAAAAAGAAAAUUGCUGAUGCUGUUAUUUGAGACACCAAACAAGAUAAUAUUUAAUAUUAUUAUUUUAGUGUUCUAUUUGGUUCAUGUUUUAUUUAGAUAAGUUAGUUUGGUGGACUUGGGUUUUUUUUUUUUUGCAUGGUUUUGUUCAUUAUUUGUAAUAUUCUUCUGUACUGUGAGAGCUCAAGGGAAUAUGUGAAGUUUGAGCUAAGUGUGUUUAGAGUCAGAGCAAUAUUUGUAAAAUUUCUAAGAACAUUUGUCUUAGCUCUUUGCCAGUGGGAGAUAUUUCUUGCAUGGAAAUGCCAUGAACAAAAGGCCAUGAGUGUCUGGUGUAAGAAGCAAUUUCACAGAGGGUGGAUUUGUUCCAGAUUAUGAGGUGGGGUGGAUGAGAAAACUGUAAGUCUGAUCAGAAGUGGCACAGCUCUAACUUUUGUUGCCAAGACAAUGCAAGGCAGCAACCCGUGCUUAAAUUCACAGAGUCAGUCAUGAAACUGCGAACCUUAAGUGUGAAGAAUUCUGUGGCUACGUUUCAUUCUCAGUGAUAUGAGAUUGUGAAAUAUGAAACAGCGGCAAAUUCACCUCAUCUGCCUCCAAAACCUUUUCAGAAUUAAAAUGCAUGUUACUGCAAAUUUUUGUGCUAAUUAUUUUGCAUAAGACGACUUAAAUGUUUUUCUAAAUGCCUCAAAUGCAUAUGCUUCUGUUAUAAGAACAGUUACCAGAAGGAUUCUCAGUUCUUGAGCUUUUAAUGUGCAUGUAGUGGUUUAAAUCUAUUUUCACAUUUUUUGUAUUACAUUUAGUGAACAGAAAUGAAAGAUAAAUUGACAAAGCCUAUAGUGCCCUUAUUUUUUUAAGCAAAUUAGUGUUUGAUCCUACAAAGUGUAGCACUUUGCUAUAUUCAGUGAAAGAAGUAAGUUGCUUGGCAUCUUUUCAGUAAUUUAUUUCUUCAAAUCCCAUCAUUAUGAGGAGUGUAUCUGUUCCCAGUACUUGCAGUGACAGCUCACCAUGGCUAGACAAAGGGUAAUUUUGGUCUAGAAAUUCAGAGCUAUGUUAGUAUUUCCAAGCUAGUAACUGCCAAUAGGGGGAAUGUACGUAGUUACACUGCAGAGGUUUGUUCUGGACAGGAGCUGUCACAUGUCUGGUGAGCUGAAGGUGUAUCACAUCCCUCCAGUGCAGUUGGCAUACCGUAGGUAUGAAGAAAGCAUCAUCAAAAACAAAACCACACCUAAUUGAUUUGGUUGAUAUUAAACAGCAUAAGGCUGAAGCGUGUUAACUUUUCACCCACACUGAAGUGAAUGCAGCUGAUGCUUCUCAUCUGUACUUCUGAUUUGAAAUACAAAACUUAAAAGGCUUCCAUAACAUUAUACUCCUUUUUUUAAAAAUCAAAUUACAUCUGGCAUAAAAAUAUGAACUUGGUGAGAUGCACUUCAGCAGUCAAGUAUUCUGCUACUGUUCUUACUAAAGCCCAGGUAUCUUUAGCUUCUCAAGUUGAAACUAGUAACUACACUGAAUCUGUUCAUACUGAGAAGUCAUACUCAUCACUAUACAUCUAACUGCAUGAAUAUCAAAAAUUUUAUGUAGAUAUGUAUAUUAAGCAUCUUAAAUCAUGGCUGUUGGAGCUUAUCUGUAGUUAUGCAUCAAGUCACACGUGGAAAAACAUUUGGUUUGCAAUGCGUUUCAAUAACUUGGUUGAAACAUGAUACUACAUAUCUACCGUACAUCUAGGGAGAUGAUACCAAAAGGAAUAAGUGUGGAUGUCUUUCUUCCUAGAAUACAGUAACAUGGCCUUAAAAAGGAGCUCAGCAAUGUAUAACAGAGGUGUUUGCUCUGUUCUCAUGUGCUUUGGCUGCAGUGUCUGUGACUUUCACAUGGAAUAGUACUAAAGCCGGUAGUUUUGAACUUCUUACUGCACGCGUGCCUCAUGGAAAUAAUUUUCAAUUAGCUAUUUUGUAACUCCUUCAGCAGACCUUUACACCUUUGUCUGGCAGAAAAAUGAUGGAUAACAGCAAUCAUUGAUCAGUGAAGUCAGUAGCAAAAUCUUUACUGAUGUCACUGUAACCAAGACUUGAGCUUGAAUAUACUAACCAUUUUCCACAGCCCGCAGAGUGAUGUUGUUUCUUGCAAACUUACUUGGUGCAGGUGUUCUGCAGUAAGCAUCCUUCGAAAUAACUUGUGCUGUAAGUUAGAAUUCAUGCAACUUCAUGAAGCGCUUUGAAAAUUGUGUAUAAAACAGAUAUUUUUGCAUUUUGGCUGUGAUAUUACCUAUAUUGUUUAAUGUGUUUAAAGUGCUCUGAGUAUUAACUGCUUGGGUUUAACCUAAAAUUGUGUAGGAUGCUUAAGUGGACCUCAGUACCACGGUUUCUGUGGCACUUCUGUACAAUAUCUGCCACCUAAUGAAAUAAGCAAAAUAAGAAAAGUGUUUUAGAACAAUUGUAAGUUAUUUGUUGAAAGAUUCUUAUUUGACUUGGUUGGGUUUUUGUUUAUUUUUUGAAGUUAUUGGUGUCAAAUGACCUUCUUUAUAAAGCUGAAAUAAAAGUAAAUUGAAAGUUCUGUGCUUUAAA
Lagopus leucura (white-tailed ptarmigan) is the source of this 6552-nucleotide messenger RNA. It is a transcript of the gene NFX1, whose product is annotated as nuclear transcription factor, X-box binding 1. Gene Ontology annotation, biological process: negative regulation of transcription by RNA polymerase II. Gene Ontology annotation, molecular function: zinc ion binding; RNA polymerase II transcription regulatory region sequence-specific DNA binding; DNA-binding transcription factor activity, RNA polymerase II-specific. The record is from RefSeq and is a predicted model, not a curated record. NCBI's taxonomy places the organism in Eukaryota, Metazoa, Chordata, Aves, Galliformes, Phasianidae. The transcript has 24 exons. Bases 45 to 3362 code for a protein of 1105 amino acids. Gene Ontology annotation, cellular component: nucleus.